Molecule: messenger RNA, 2321 nt
Organism: Oryzias latipes (Japanese medaka)
Lineage: Eukaryota; Metazoa; Chordata; Actinopteri; Beloniformes; Adrianichthyidae
Gene: eif2ak1
Product: eukaryotic translation initiation factor 2-alpha kinase 1
Biological process (GO): regulation of translational initiation by eIF2 alpha phosphorylation
Cellular component (GO): nucleus; cytoplasm
Molecular function (GO): eukaryotic translation initiation factor 2alpha kinase activity; ATP binding
Source: RefSeq, a predicted model, not a curated record
GUCCCUACAUUUCUCGAAACAUGGCCGACCGUUGGAGUCGAAGCAUUGGAUGUAAUUUGGUGCAAAUUUCAUUUUACUAAUUUCCUCGAACUGUAUUUAAAACGAUUUUUUAUUCGUAGCAUGACAGGCGUCGCAGCCAUGGGGUAGCACAUGUGUAAGUGUCCGACGUUUGACGGACAGACUGUUUCGAUCCUGCCAAGUCGGUUAUUUUAUUCGAAAAAUGUUCGGUUCGCCGUCCAACCACGGAGUCGGUCGCUCGGAGGAAUGUUCUGGCAGCAGCCGCAACCUGUUGGUUCACCGCAGUUCAUUAAGGAGGCGGGAGGUGGAAAGUAGCCUGUUAAGUUUAUCAAGCGAAGAGGACGAAGAGGUUCAGUUUGAUACCUCAGACACAGAUUGUAACGGCGAGCUGCUGAUGGCUGGAAGGCAUUACCCGUCCAUCCAGGAGUUCGCCUCGGCCAUCCCCAACCACCUCCUCCUGGGCUCCCUGCUGGAACACCUGUGCUGCGUCUACGAGAGCAACCCGGCGCGCUCCCGCAUGCUGUUCAAAGUCAUUGGCCAGCGUUUAGCCGCCAUGAACCUCCUCUCGCCGUUGGCGGUGAGCGACGAGUUCAGCACCAUCAGGCUCCAGCACAACCGUGCCUUCGCUGAGCUGCUGAACGCUGCCAGCUCCUCGCUGUAUCCGCAGGGCCAGCAAAUUCUCAGUUCAAACACAAAUAAUCCUUCUGUAAGACCAAAGGAGGGACUGUUUCUAGGACAGACAUCCAGGUACCUCAGCGAGUUUGAAGAAAUCUGCAGACUUGGGAAAGGAUCUUACGGGAAUGUUUUUAAGGUUAGAAAUAAGCUAGACGCACAGUUUUACGCGGUGAAGAAGAUUCUCAUCAAAAAAGUCUCAAAGGAAGACUGCAUGAAGGUUCUGCGAGAGGUGAAAGUGUUGUCCAGCCUGCAUCACGUAAACGUUGUGGGUUACCACACGGCGUGGAUGGAGCACGUUCAGCCGGCUCCAGAUUCCAGUCUACCUGCUCUCGAAUCUGCAGAACAGGACAGCUCUGACGACAGCCAGGAUCACAGCAGCUCCAGCUCCUCCAUAGUCUUUCAAAGCCUCAGUCAGCCUCUAGCCGAUCCCGAAGGACUCUCCUUAGAGACGCAGCCGGCGGGGGCUCUGGUCUCAACCCAAGAGGGACACGUCGUCUGUCCCAAGACGCUGCGCCGCAUCCCUGAGAACUACAUCCCCUGUGUGUUCCUGGGACAGGGAAGGGCCGUGAACGGCUCCAAAUGUCCCGCCAUGGGGUUUGACAGCUCAGCACUGCAGGAGCCGAGCAACAGGAACAGCCCCGAACUCAACAACAACCCCUGCAUGGAUAAGGAGUGUCGACAACAGAUGGACAGACGCCAAAGGAAGACAAAUAAAGAGGUGCAGUUCCACCUGAUGCUUUAUAUUCAGAUGCAGCUAUGCGAUCGUUCCUUGAAGGACUGGAUUUCCGAGAGGAACUCUUGGUCCAAAGAAGAAGACAUUUCAAGAGGUCACUAUGACUGUGUUGAUGCUGAACACACACUCAGCUUGUUGAGGCACGUCCUUGAAGGAGUGGAGUACAUCCACGCCAAAGGAAUCAUGCACAGAGACCUCAAGCCAAGGAACAUUUUUCUUCAAGGCCCAGACUGCCACGUUCGAAUCGGGGACUUCGGUUUGGCCUGUAGAGACAUUUUAGUGGACGGCUAUAAGAGAUCCAACUCUUCUGGCAGUGAUUCCAUUCAUACUUCAGGAGUUGGGACAUUUGUGUACGCUUCCCCAGAGCAACUAAAAGGAUCUCAUUAUGAUUCAAAAUCAGAUAUGUACAGUAUUGGAGUUAUAGCUCUGGAGCUCUUCCAGCCUUUUGGAACAGAGAUGGAGCGUGUCCGGACUCUAGGAGACCUGAGGGAAGGGAAGGUUCCUGACUCGUUCCAUCAGAGGUGGCCGGUUCUGUCAAAAUAUAUCAAAAAUCUGACGAGUAAAGAGCCCAGCGUUCGUCUCACGGCCACCCAACUCCUUCAGAGUGAACUCUUCAGCAGUAAAGACAUGGUAAUUCACGGUUUGCAGAGAAGAGUCGAGGAGCAGAGAGAGGAGAUCAUGCAGCUGAGGCUGCAGAUAAGCCGGCUUCAGAGUUCACGAGUCACUGUGACGUUUUCUGAACUGGACAAGACCUGAGCCUUUAAGGUUUCAAAGACUGUCACCAUUCGACUUGAUCCGAGCUGCAUGUGUGGAUGUUUUUAAGUCUUGUAUGCGGAAAUGGAGUUUAAUUAUUUCUUUCUUUUCAGCUGUUAAAUAAAACCAGUUUUGGAUACAU